This is a messenger RNA of Arachis stenosperma, 1356 nucleotides long. RefSeq lists its product as uncharacterized. The transcript has 3 exons. The coding region runs from base 1 to 1356 and encodes 451 amino acids. Gene Ontology annotation, molecular function: zinc ion binding. The record is from RefSeq and is a predicted model, not a curated record. Lineage: Eukaryota; Viridiplantae; Streptophyta; Magnoliopsida; Fabales; Fabaceae.
AUGUCCAGAAAGUUCUGUUGGGAGAUAAGGAGGUACAAUGGUAGUCACACCUGUACUAGGGCCACCAUUUCUCAAGAUCAUUCGAAGCUGAAUUCCAACACAGUUGCAGAAGCAAUAAAGCCAUUGGUAGAAGUUGACCCGUCUAUAAGGGUGAAAUUAGUGAUUGCGGAAGUACAGUCAAAGUUUAACUACACCAUUAGUUAUCGCAAAGCAUGGUUGGCAAAACAAAAGGCAGUGGAGUCAAUUUUCGGAGGAUGGGAAGCUUCGUACGAAGCCUUGCCGAUAUGGUUUGAGGCCAUGUGUCACAAGGAGUCAUCCGCAGUUGUUCAUUUUCAAACAAUGCCUGCGUAUCAGAGAGAUGACUUGCUUCCUAAUAUUCGUGUACUUCACCGAGUCUUCUGGAGUUAUUACCCUUUCUCACAGGAUGGCAACAACAACAUCGUGCCGAUUGCAUUUGCGAUAGUUGAGGGAGAGACAUCUGAGGCCUGGCACUUUUUUCUGAGUAACUUGCGACAGCAUGUUGUGAGACGUGACGGUGUGGGCCUUAUAUCCGAUCGGCACGAUUCCAUUAGGUCUGCUAUUGAUCGUAGUAACGGAGCUUGGUCUCCUCCCAGAGCAUUCCAUAUGUUCUGCAUCAGACAUAUAGAGUCCAACUUUUUGAGAAAAUUCAAGGCUCCGUAUCUGCAGAAGCUUAUCGUCAACAUAGGUUACUCGCGAACAAUUCGCGAGUACGAGACGCGUUAUCAGCGUUUACGUGAGCGGGGUGAGGCUUAUACCAACUGGUUGGAUCGAAUACUGCGUGAGCAGUAUGCUUUAGCAUUUGAUGGGGGAUAUCGAUGGGGUCAUAUGACAACCAAUCUUGUGGAAUGCAUCAACUCAGUACUGAAAGAGGCUCGCAAUCUUCCAGUCACUGCACUUGUUAAGGCAACGUUUUACAGGCUUAAUGAAUUGUUCACCCGGAAAAGAGCCGAGGCUGAGGCUAGAAUUAAUGCAGGACAUGUGUUCUCUGAGCUUGUAACCUCCAAACUGCAUGCAAAUCAGCGGGCAGCUGGUAACAUUCAAGUUAGUUGCUUUGACCGACAGAAUGAGGUAUUCGAAGUGCGUGAGUGUCCUAGUGGUGUGGAGUAUGCAGUGGAUCUUCGUCAACAACGGUGUGACUGUGGUGAGUUCCAAAUUGACCGGCUUCCGUGUCGAUAUGUGUUUGCUUGUUGUGCAAACCAACGUCUGGAUUGGCAACUGUAUGUACAUGAUGUUUACAAGAUGGACCAGGUUCGACGAGUAUACAGGGCUAGGUUUAAGCCACUUGGAAAUCCAACAACAUGGACUUUUUAUCAUGGACCUCGAAUUUGUUGGUAA